Ascoidea rubescens DSM 1968 is the source of this 400-nucleotide messenger RNA. RefSeq lists its product as uncharacterized. The annotation marks the transcript as partial. Lineage: Eukaryota; Fungi; Ascomycota; Saccharomycetes; Ascoideales; Ascoideaceae. The record is from RefSeq and is a predicted model, not a curated record. The transcript has a single exon.
UUUUUAGUUUAUUGAUUUUAAAUAAUAAAAAAAAAAUAUUAUUGUUAUUAUCUAUGAUUUAUCAAUUAUUAAGGGGUUAAAAUUUUUGAUACUUUUUUGCAUUGUAUGAUAAAAAUAACUAAAUGAACCUCUAUUGUUAAAUGCAAACUCAAAUUUUACAAAACUGUUUAACUUGCUUGAAACCUAUUUGUAAAUACAAUCUAAAACAAUAUUUAUACUAUGUUGAAAAUCAUAAUGAUCUCAAAAUAUUUUAAAGACUAUUCAGAUGCAAAAACUGGUAUCAUCAAGAAAAUAAGAUCAUCACAAGUUGUAAUGAAAUAUAAACGAAAUGAUAAAAUUAUAUCAAAUAAAAACAAAAACAAAACUAAAAACAAUUCUAAAUUGAAUUAAACAAACAAGU